Messenger RNA from Staurois parvus, 264 nucleotides. NCBI's taxonomy places the organism in Eukaryota, Metazoa, Chordata, Amphibia, Anura, Ranidae. The record is from the annotation of a GenBank genome assembly.
UGUAGCCCCAGCAGUGCCACCUGUCAGUGUCCAUCAGUGCCUUGUGUCAGUGCUCAUCAGUGCCACCCAUCAGUGCCAGUCAGUGCCACCUAUCAAUGCCAAUCAGUGCCACCUAUCAGUAGUGCCAGUCAGUGCCGCCUAUCAGUGCCAGUCAGUGCCGCCUAUCAGUGCCAGUCAGUUGCCGCCUAUCAGUGCUGCCUAUCAGUGCCAUGUAACAGUGCUGCCUUUCAGUGCCCAUCAGUGAUGCAUGUCAAUGCCCAUCAG